Molecule: messenger RNA, 615 nt
Organism: Diospyros lotus (date-plum)
Lineage: Eukaryota; Viridiplantae; Streptophyta; Magnoliopsida; Ericales; Ebenaceae
Exons: 1
Coding region: 1-615 (204 amino acids)
Source: RefSeq, a predicted model, not a curated record
AUGCUGGAUCAGUAUUGCUGGCAAAGACCCCCGGUGUUUAGAGGAAAAGCGGGAGACGACCCCAGUACAGCCGAGUACUGGAUGGAGCAAACUAAGAAGCUACUCCAACAUCUGCAGUGCAGUAACGAAGAGAAGGUUAACUACGCUACAUUCAUGCUCGAGGAAGAGGCUGCACGAUGGUGGCAAUCAGCCCAACGAGCCCUACAAAGGACACCCAGGCAGGCAGCACAAGAUCUAAGGCCGAGACAAGCUCAGGCGAUAACCUGGGAAGCAUUUAAGGAAGUUUUCAAUGCUAAGUACUUUCCCCAAAGCUGGAAGGAAGAGAGAACUUGGGAAUUCAUGAACUUAAAGCAGACUAACGAAAUGUCAGUAACCCAAUACGAUGUCAAGUUCACCCAACUGAUCAGAUACAUGCCUAUGUACGAAACAGACGAAAGGCAGAAGGCGCAGAAAUUCAUGAGUGGAUUAAAAGUGGAUCUACAACAAGUUCUCAGCUCAUGUACCAUCAACACUUACAACGAGGCGCUGGAUAGGGCUCUGACCACCGAGAUGAAUCUACUGCGUGUAGGAUUGAUAAGAUCCGAUGAAAAGAAAAGAGAUUUGAAAGCCCCAUAG